AUGGACUGUAAAAAUGGAUCCGAUGUGACUGAGUUUAUUUUAUCAGGAUUUUCUGGACAAUGGGAACUUCAAAUUUUCAUCUUCAUGGCAUUUUCCUUGAUCUACGGGGCUACUGUGGUAGGAAACAUUCUCGUUAUACUCACAGUGACAUUGAGUUCCACCCUUCAUUCUCCCAUGUACUUCCUCCUUGGAAACCUCUCCUUUUUGGACAUGUGCCUCUCCACUGCCACAACACCCAAGAUAAUCAAAGACUUGCUCACUGAACACAAAACUAUCUCGGUAUGGGGCUGCAUGGCCCAAAUGUUCUUCAUACAUUACUUUGGUGGUGCUGAGAUGACUCUUUUGAUAGUCAUGGCCUUUGACAGAUACACAGCCAUAUGUAAACCCCUGCACUAUAGGACCAUCAUGAGCCAGAGGUUGCUCAGUGGGUUUGUGAUACUUUCAUGGACAGUUGGUUUUAUACACACCAUGAGCCAGAUGGUGUUAAUAGUGAACUUGCCCUUCUGUUGUUACAAUGUCGUAGACAGCAUAUUCUGUGACCUUCCGCUAGUUAUCAGGCUGGCUUGUGUUGAAACAUAUACCCUGGAAUUAUUUGUCAUUGCUGACAGUGGGUUGCUCUCUUUUGUCUCUUUCAUCAUGUUGCUUAUCUCUUACACGGUUAUCCUAGUCACUGUCCAACAAAGAUCAUCUGGAGGGAUCUCCAAGGCUCUCUCCACAUUGUCUGCCCACAUCAUUGUGGUCCUUGUGGCCUUUGGACCCUGUAUCUUUAUCUAUGUUUGGCCAUUCAGCAGUUUUGCAAGCAAUAAAAUCCUUGCCGUAUUUUACACUGUUAUCACACCCUUACUCAAUCCUAUUAUUUACACCCUGAGAAAUCAGAAAAUGCAAGGGGCUAUGAGAAAACUACUGUUUCGCCAUGUUACAUCCAUGUGGACAUCAUAG
Fukomys damarensis (Damara mole-rat) is the source of this 939-nucleotide messenger RNA. Its product is annotated as olfactory receptor 4L1-like. Gene Ontology annotation, cellular component: membrane. Gene Ontology annotation, molecular function: G protein-coupled receptor activity; olfactory receptor activity. Gene Ontology annotation, biological process: G protein-coupled receptor signaling pathway. Lineage: Eukaryota; Metazoa; Chordata; Mammalia; Rodentia; Bathyergidae. The record is from RefSeq and is a predicted model, not a curated record.